AUGCGCCCAACGCAGCGAUGUCUCUGGGUAUGCUGGCCGUGUACUUGCUGAUAUGCAUGUCCAAUCUGAUGGCCGCGUAUCCAUCCAAACCCGUCAUUCCCGCAGAAGAUGCGCCUGUCGAGGACUUCGCCAAGUACUUCUCUGCACUCAGACACUACAUCAACCAAAUCACUCGACAGCGGUAUGGGAAAAGAUCCAGCCCUGAUAUGGUGUUCUCUGACCUGCUACAGAGGGAGAGCACAGAGAGCAUCCCACUAGCAAGCUAUGGAAGAUAUGAGGAUCUACCGUUGUGGUGGUGAAGCCAGUGUAUUACGGACUUCCAUACCAGUCCCUUUCAACAACACCACACUGCCUGUUUGUCACAGCACCACAACAACAACACCACACUGCCUGUUGGUCACCGCACCACAACAACACCACACUGCCUGUUGGUCACAGCACCACAACACCACCACACUGCCUGUUGGUCACAGCACCACAACACCACCAUACUGCCUGAAUACCUAGGAUAGGUUAAGUAAUCCCUCUCACCCCACCCCCCCUAAGUUUUAGA
Oncorhynchus gorbuscha (pink salmon) is the source of this 553-nucleotide messenger RNA. RefSeq names its product pro-neuropeptide Y-like. NCBI's taxonomy places the organism in Eukaryota, Metazoa, Chordata, Actinopteri, Salmoniformes, Salmonidae. Gene Ontology annotation, biological process: feeding behavior; neuropeptide signaling pathway. Gene Ontology annotation, molecular function: neuropeptide Y receptor binding; neuropeptide hormone activity. Gene Ontology annotation, cellular component: extracellular region. The transcript is spliced from 3 exons. The annotation marks the transcript as partial. The record is from RefSeq and is a predicted model, not a curated record.